UGCCGGGCGGCCGCAGUCUCAGCUCUGGGCAUCUGGGGAGCCCAAGCGGCUUCGCCCAGGCAUCCGCGCGGGCGCCUGCGGUCUGUCCCACCUCCUCUGCUAUCGCACCCUUGAAGUUUUGCAGCACCAGGAAAAGAGGGCAAGGAAGAAGGAGAGGGGAAGCGAAAGCAUACCCUAAAACAUUUACUUAAAGGAGAAAAGAAAGGGGGUCGCAGAAAUGGCUGGGGCAAUUAUAGAAAACAUGAGUACCAAGAAGCUCUGCAUUGUUGGAGGGAUUCUUCUGGUUUUCCAAAUCGUUGCCUUUCUGGUGGGAGGCUUGAUCGGAGGCUAAAGCAGAAGGAUCACUGUUACUUGGGGAGUGACUUCAAGGCCAGCUUCAACAACUUAGUGGGACCCUGUCUCAACUCCAGCACCCACCACAGCAGUACCCUACACGGCAAUAAAAUGUGUGGAUGUCCGUAAGAGCCACCAUAAAACAAGAUGGCUGGUGCCUUGGGGAUCGAACAAGUGUGACAAGAUCCGUGACAUCGAGGAAGCAAUUCCAAGGGAAAUUGAAGCAAAUGACAUUGUGUUUUCUGUACACAUUCCGCUCCCUUCUAUGGAGAUGAGCCCAUGGUUCCAGUUUAUGCUGUUUAUCCUGCAGCUAGACAUUGCUUUCAAACUGAACAACCAAAUCAGAGAAAAUGCAGAAAUUUCCAUGGAUGUUUCCCUGGGUUACCGUGAUGAUAUGUUUUCUGAAUGGACUGAAAUGGCUCAUGAAAGAGUACCACGUAAACUCAAAUGUACUUUUACAUCCCCCAAGACCCCAGAGCACGAAGGUCGUUAUUAUAAUUGUGAUGUCCUUCCUUUCAUGGAAAUUGGGUCAGUGGCUCAUAAGUAUUACCUUCUAAAUAUCCGGCUACCUGUAAAUGAGAAAAAGAAAAUCAAUGUUGGAAUUGGGGAGAUAAAGGACAUUCGGUUGGUGGGAAUCCACCAAAAUGGAGGUUUCACUAAGGUAUGGUUUGCUAUGAAGACCUUCCUUACACCCAGCAUCUUCAUCAUUAUGGUAUGGUAUUGGAGGAGGAUCACCAUGAUGUCCCGACCUCCAGUGCUUCUGGAAAAAGUCAUCUUUGCCCUUGGGAUUUCCAUGACCUUUAUCAAUAUCCCUGUGGAAUGGUUUUCUAUUGGAUUUGACUGGACCUGGAUGCUGUUAUUUGGUGACAUCCGACAGGGAAUCUUCUAUGCAAUGCUUCUUUCUUUCUGGAUCAUCUUCUGUGGCGAGCACAUGAUGGAUCAACAUGAGCGGAAUCACAUUGCAGGGUACUGGAAGCAAGUUGGACCAAUUGCUGUUGGCUCCUUCUGCCUCUUCAUAUUUGACAUGUGUGAAAGAGGAGUACAACUCACAAAUCCUUUCUACAGUAUCUGGACUACAGAUGUUGGAACAGAACUGGCUAUGGCUUUCAUCAUUGUGGCAGGUAUCUGCCUCUGCCUCUAUUUCCUGUUUCUGUGCUUCAUGGUAUUUCAGGUAUUUAGAAACAUCAGUGGGAAGCAGUCUAGCCUUCCAGCCAUGAGCAAAGUCCGGAGGCUGCACUAUGAGGGUCUGAUUUUCAGGUUCAAGUUCCUCAUGCUUAUCACCUUGGCUUGUGCUGCCAUGACUGUUAUCUUCUUCAUCGUUAGUCAGGUGUCAGAAGGCCAUUGGAAAUGGGGCGGUGUCACAGUUCAAGUGAGCAGUGCUUUCUUCACUGGAAUCUAUGGGAUGUGGAACCUGUAUGUCUUUGCUUUGAUGUUCUUGUAUGCACCAUCCCAUAAGAACUAUGGGGAAGACCAGUCUAAUGGUGACCUGGGUGUCCACAGCGGGGAAGAACUGCAGCUUACUACUACUAUCACCCAUGUAGAUGGACCAACUGAGAUCUACAAGUUGACCCGUAAAGAAGCACAGGAAUAGGAGGCUAUGGUAUGGCACUGGGCUGGAAUUGUCUCUCUAUCCAGCCUCUUCCCCUGGAGUAGAGAUCCUACUAUACAGAGCUCAGUGGAAAGUGGAUGCCUAGUGCUUCUUAGGUAUAGUUUAUUAGAACAACAGAAAGACAUUUGUCAGAUGACCUCCAAUGGUGGCUCUUGCAAAACUUCUGCCACUACUAUAUAGCACAUGUUAACAAAAACUGAUAUGACACAUUUUUCUGUGAUCAUUGUUAAUUAGUGACAUAGCAGCAUCUGUAGCAGGUGGGUUAGUAACCCUCACAUAGAGGGGUAUACUCCUUGGGAUGGUUUGGGCCAAUAGGGGCUAUAUUGAGUAGUUUAUGAUUUUUUUUCUGCUUUAGAUUCUGGGAUAUGUUUAAACAUUCUUUGCAGUCCAACAUUUGCUGAUGUCAUAGUCUUUUUACUCUCCUUCAUGGGCACUUUUUUUCUAUUUAUAUCACCAAGUAGCCAACUGAGUUAAGUUGUCAGUACAAGUAUGUCAACUUUUUAAAAAAUGAAUUAAUGUAAAAUAACCAAACUUCAUGAGAAAUUCUAUCUUACCAGAGGCAAUUCAGCUUUGAAACCAAAUCUGUGUAUUUGAUACUAAUCUGUCUGUUUGUUUGUGGAUUUUGAGAAAUAUUUGCUAAACUACCCAAAUAGGAUUUCUGGUAUUAAAUGGCCUUUGGGUCCUAAAAGCUUUUUUUAA
Molecule: messenger RNA, 2641 nt
Organism: Mus pahari (shrew mouse)
Lineage: Eukaryota; Metazoa; Chordata; Mammalia; Rodentia; Muridae
Gene: Wls
Product: Wnt ligand secretion mediator
Exons: 13
Coding region: 599-1924 (441 amino acids)
Biological process (GO): Wnt protein secretion; Wnt signaling pathway; intracellular protein transport
Cellular component (GO): organelle membrane; endomembrane system
Molecular function (GO): Wnt-protein binding
Source: RefSeq, a predicted model, not a curated record